Molecule: messenger RNA, 5860 nt
Organism: Cynoglossus semilaevis (tongue sole)
Lineage: Eukaryota; Metazoa; Chordata; Actinopteri; Pleuronectiformes; Cynoglossidae
Product: segment polarity protein dishevelled homolog DVL-3
Exons: 20
Coding region: 587-2458 (623 amino acids)
Biological process (GO): canonical Wnt signaling pathway; intracellular signal transduction
Cellular component (GO): cytosol
Molecular function (GO): frizzled binding
Source: RefSeq, a predicted model, not a curated record
GAAACCCGAUAUGUUCUGCGCACGUGCAGUAGUGCAGCUGCUUCCUCUUAGAUCGUGCUAGGAUGUGUUACCUUCACGGAUUAAGACGAAGAACGAAUUUCGAACAUUCACAGCGAAUAGUUUUCUUUAAAAGAAUGGGGUUAGUUUGGAAGAAUCACAAAACAGAACUUAAAUAAUAAUGUAGAUUAAAAACAUUAUAUGCAGCUUCACUAAUAGUUAAUUAACACAGGAUGAAUGCAUCACUCGUCCCGUAACGAUCGCACCGGUGGGAUGGAAUUAAGUUUUACGUAAUUUGUGUCGUUUACCUGUUUUAAAGUCUGCGUAGCAUUUACGUUUGGUUCGUUAUAUAUUGUUAGUUUAUAUAUUUUAACACAACACGAAACACAUUUUGGCACAUGCGCAGUAGAAAUCGGGGUUUUGAUACGGAUAGGGUAGUGACGGUUACAUCCGGAGGAGUCUGUUCAUCACAGCGCAUCAGCACCAGCGGAGCGGCAGAAACAUCUGGAAGCAGAGAGUUAACAGAGGCGAGGUCAGACCUCACCUCCUCUACUCCAGACUGAGCAGGACUCCUCUGGGCAGAGUCAGAAUGACGGAGGGGACCCGGGUCAUCUACCAUCUGGAAGACCAGGACACUCCGUAUCUGAUCAGAAUCAACGUGCCUGCGCAGCGCGUUACCCUGGCGGACUUCAAACAGGUGCUGAACAAACAAAACGUGAGAUUUUUCUUCAAGUCGGAGGACGACGACUUUGGGGUGGUAAAAGAGGAGAUCAGUGAUGAUGAUGUCAGACUGCCAUGUGUGAAUGGACGAGUCGUCUGCUGGGUGGUGUCCUCAGACACCUGUCAGUCAGAAGUUCAGUCAGUGACCACGCCCACUAGCCUGGCUCCCACAGAGCGAACAGGUGGGAUCGGGCACUCCAGACCUCCAUCCUUCCAUGCUCUAGCUGUUAGUGAACAUGAGAGGUCAGAGGUCACACAAACCUUCUCAGCGCAAAACAGGAGAGAAAAAUAUGUCUGUAACCAAGGUGAGCAUCUGAUUGACCACAUUCACACACGAACAGAUCAGAAUGGAACGGGGACGGGAGUCACAGGUGACAGUCCAUCCCCCCAACAGAGCAGCGAGUUGGAGACGACGAGUUUCUGCUCUUCAGAAGAAGAUUCAGGCGGGAGAUUCAGCCAAUCAACAGAGAACAGCAGCUCCUCGCCACGACUGGUUAGACGACAGCGACGACGGCACCGCAAACCAAAGAACCAACGGAUGGAGAGGCCAGUGUCUCUCAGCAGUGUGACUGACUCCACCAUGUCUCUCAACAUCAUCACUGUCACCCUAAACAUGGAGAAGUAUAACUUCCUGGGUAUCAGUAUCGUUGGUCAGAGUAACGACAGAGGAGACGGGGGAAUCUACAUCGGCUCCAUCAUGAAGGGCGGAGCUGUAGCAGCAGAUGGACGCAUCGAGCCUGGAGACAUGUUACUGCAGGUCAACAAUGUCAACUUUGAAAACAUGAGCAACGAUGACGCAGUAAAAGUCCUGAGAGAUGUUGUCCACCAACCGGGCAGGGAUGUGACGCUAACAGUGGCCAAGUGUUGGGAUCCAAACCCACACAGUUGUUUCACACUGCCAAGAAGUGAACCUGUGCGACCUAUUGACCCUGCUGCCUGGGUUUCUCACACUGCUGCCAUGACAGGGAGACUCCUCCCACACUAUGACAACCAUGAGGACAAACAGCUGACCAUCCACAGUGACAUCACAGCUGUCGUGAAGGCGUUGGCCAAUCCUGAGUCAGGCCUGGAAGUCAGAGAUAGGAUGUGGUUGAAGAUCACCAUUCCCAAUGCAUUCAUUGGUUCGGAUGUUGUCGACUGGCUCCAAAGAAAUGUGGAAGGUUUCACCGACCGGCGUGAAGCCAGGAAGUAUGCGGAGAACCUGUUGAAGGGCGGCUACAUCCGCCACACGGUCAGAAAGGUGACGUUCUCGGAGCAGUGCUACUACGUGUUUGGAGAAAUCUGCGCAGAUCUUGGUCUGUUGUCUCUGGUGGAUCAUGAAGAAGAAUUGGAAGAGGACCAGUGGUCGCCAGCUGUCCUCCAACAUUCCCCUGUCCCUCAUCCCUACAGUUCUCGCCACAUGCUCUCUCAGCUGCCAACCUGGGCAGGAGGAGAAGGUGGAGGCGAGGGAGAAGGAAGUCACCAUGGAAGCUGCAGCAGUGGAUCUAACUGCAGUGAUAGACUUAAGGAGGGCGAUGGGGAAGGAGGAGGAGGAGGAGGCAGACCAGCAGAGACUACGGCUGACAUGAGUGACCAUCAGCCCCUGGCCUCCAUCACCAGUCAACACAGUAACAAAGACUCUACGGCCUCUACGUCAGCUCCAUCACAGAGUCAGGCUCAAGAUUUUUCCUCCAGUUCCAGGCAGUCUGUCAACAACAUGACCUCAGGAAACCCUGCUGAUUUCUUUGUGGAUGUCAUGUAACAAACUGAACUUUAUUUAUUUAUUCGUUUGUUUGGAUCUACUAUAAUCUGAUGUUCAGAGCUGCUGAUUAACUAAACAUACACUGUGAUAUUACCUCAUAUUUAUUUACCUCAUCACUCAACGACAAAUAAAUAAACAUCAGUGACUGCAUUUAAAUUGUUCUUUUCUAUGAUGGGUUAGCACAUUACUGGACUGAGAAUGGGGGGAAUAAGGAGACACAGGAGUGUCGUGUCUGAGGUUAACAAUGAGAUAUCUGUAUUUGUUUCCUUUGCUAUAAAAGCUAAAUGCUGUAAGUAUAUUAUUUUGUUGUAUGUCCAACAAAGGUAAGAUUCUGUUCUACAUAUGUCGUAUUUAAAUGGUAUAUAUUUAUUAAUCGUUUUUGUGGCUGCCAGUUACUUUGAUUUGGUGAUAAAGCUGUAGACUAGAGCUCCACACGUCGGUGUAAAAGUGAUGACAUGCGGAACAAGGUAAUGUUCAACUCGGGGAAGAGACCGACGAGUUGAGAAGCAGGGACGCAUUCCAAUCCUCAUCAUGUAUCGCAUUGUGUGUGUUGAUAAAGCGACAAAAAAGGAAAGAACAGGGCCGAUGUUCGUCUCCGACAUACCAGAGAAUCAGAGUCAAACACAGGGACCUUGCCGGGGAACAUACCGUUUCCUGCAGCAGGGGUAACACAGGAAAAGAACACUGUUUUUAUAAAUGGAACGCGGCCGGUUCGUGCUCUGUCAGCUGACUGUCUGGUCUGUGGCCGACAUCUUACUUCCGAGCGGAGGAGGCGUCUCCUCAGAGAUCACGGUCAAAUGUCCGGAUGGAACGUCUGUGAGGGGUGCAAUUUGACUCUGGGCUUCCGGCUGAAGCCAGUGGCUUUUCUAAAGCCAGGACAUGAAGGACAGACACGGAGGACAGACGUCCCCUGCCCGUGUCUCCGUUUGUCGUCACUGCCGCAGCGGCUCGACUUCGUCUGUGCCGCGAUAACGUUAGCAGGUGAUGCUAACGUGUUUCCUCUCAGAACAGUGAUGGAUGUUCACAUGGCCACACACGCAGCAGCUCCUGACAGACUGAUGUCCAGGCUUUGAUCAUCUUCUGAUCUUCAUCAAACAUCUGUCUGGCAGCUGUUUAUGACCAGGAAGUCGGCAUGACAAUAGGGAGGAGGACGCGAUGACCAACUCUGACCUGGUACAAACAGAUGGAUGAUUGACAUCGUCUCCGUCUCUCAGUCGACACUCCGACCUCUGCGUUGGUUGGACGAUGGCCAAGAGGCCCCUGUAGGGCCGCUGCCAGCGGACAGAAGCAUGAUGGGAAACUGGACAUCUGAGAACUGAGUCCACGUCCAGAUCUUGAUAUUUGAAACAAAAAUCAUUCAUGGAGGGGCUUUCACAUUGUUCAACAAGACAGACAGGUCAUGUGACCUCAGGUAUGUUACAUGACCUGCAGGAACAUAGCAUACAUUUACAAAUAACUUUGAGAAGAAGAAAAAACUCUCAAAGUUAUCUUUAUUUAUUUACAGUACUGCUAUAAAACAAUGAAUGAUGAGAACUUUACUAUUAUUAUUUGAAUUUUAUGUUUUAGAAAUCCAUUACUCUGCUGCUCAUCCUUUGAGUCACUACAGGAACAGGAACUCUGUCAACACAUCUGAAAAAUUAUGGUGACAUUUUUAACUUAAUUUAUUGUUAAAGGUAUUUUCUCCUUAUGGAAAUAUCAGUUUUAGUGAGCGAGUUCUCAACACUUUUAUAAAGAUGAUAUUUUUAGUACAACUGGUGUUUUUAACCAAAGGUAAGUCACUUAGAAAUGGUUCCUAAUUUCAGAUCUUUUCUGCUCGAUUCUGAUACCAAGUGUAACUUAACAAAAAGUUUGAUUUUGGUUGGGUUGUGGUCCUGUUCUGGCUUUGUCUGGUUCAUCAGUUACAUUGGUUUCGUGUUGUUGCAGGUCCAGAACAGGGAUUCUCUGUAUUAUUGAUAAUCCUGAACUUUCUUCAGAUCCAGACCUGACUCUGGUUGCUGUUUGGAUCAGGACCAGCCUUUUGUCCUGGUCCUUCAGAAAGCAGAAUUGAGGAGUCGCAUUUCAGAUAAAACCCUGAUCCAACAUAAACUUCUCAGACAGGGUGUGUCUCAGAGCAGGUUUAUUUUAGUCCAAGCUCCGGGUAAUGGUGAAACCAGCAGCGGCGUCAGGUCGUGGUUCUGUUUGAACAGAUGCUCCACAUCUGCUGCUACACAGAGGAAAACACCUCAGUGUGAUGCUACCUGUGGCCCUCUACUUGGGGGCCCCUGGGAGGCCUUCCUAGACCACAGUCAGUCGGGGUGUUUGUUUAUGUAGUUAGAACAGCUGGAACCUGCAAGGGACCUUGACCUUUGAGGUGAGAUGGUACAGGGUCAAGACUGAAGAAACAACAAACACACACUGGUUUUUGUGUUUUUUAUAUAUUACGUUGUAUUAUCACCUGUUUGCCAUAGUGAAAGCCAUAAGAAAUUUUUGAAAAAGUAAUAUAGUUAAAAAACAGCAACAAUGUAAGGCAGUUAAGAGUAAAAAGAGAAACAGGAACAGCUGAAUGUUAGCCUGUGGAUAAAAUGCCCUUGUAAAUAUGUCAAACUUUGGCCCCUUGAUAUGAAUGCGUCUCUCUCUCUGUCUCCCUCUCUUAUUCACACACACACACCCUUCUCCCCGCCCCUCCGGAGCAACCCCAUAGUAAAUCGAACCUACUUGUCCAAGAACUUUACUCACUUGAUUCCAAAACGAAGGUUCAGAAACGGAUCCGGUCUCUGUCGAACUGGUUUCAUCCUCUCGUGACACAGAGGACCGAUGGGGACAAACGGAGCCACUGACGGGAUUCAUCGUUGAUAAUUCUGGUUUCCUGUUAGUCUCUAUUGGAACCGGGCGCGCUGCGGUUUUACGCGUCUCCAGGGUCGGUAGUGGAAAAGUUCCGAGGGAGCCGGAAAAUUGUUUUAGUUCUGAUGGGAUCACGUGUUGACUGACCGGUCAUUCAUUGACAAUUAACUGAUUGAUUGAUUGACAGAUGAUUAGACCUGACCAUGUUUCCUCUUCAGCUGUGGAUCCUGGUGAUGUUCAUCAUGAAGGUGUGUAGUGACAGCAGCGGGACGUCCAGAUCUGCUGAGCACCAGAGAGUCAAACGGUACGCCAUCAACCCUGUGGGACACAAGUGGACUCACCACAACAUCACCUACAGGAUCAUCAAGUUUCCCAAUACACUCAACGUUGACGACACAAAGAAGGCCUUCAGCAUCGCCUUCACCAAAUGGAGCGACGUGUCUCCUCUUUCAUUUACAGAGGUCACAGACGGAAACAUCACAGCUGACAUCACUAUAGGUUUUUACACCUUCAACCAUACCGACUGUUGGUCGGCUCCCCUCCACCCUUGUUUUGAUGGUCUGAAUGGAGAACUAGCUCACG